This is a messenger RNA of Prionailurus viverrinus (fishing cat), 9902 nucleotides long. RefSeq names its product E3 SUMO-protein ligase RanBP2. NCBI's taxonomy places the organism in Eukaryota, Metazoa, Chordata, Mammalia, Carnivora, Felidae. The transcript is spliced from 29 exons. Gene Ontology annotation, cellular component: nuclear pore; cytoplasm. Gene Ontology annotation, biological process: protein folding; NLS-bearing protein import into nucleus; protein peptidyl-prolyl isomerization. Gene Ontology annotation, molecular function: GTPase activator activity; peptidyl-prolyl cis-trans isomerase activity; protein binding. The record is from RefSeq and is a predicted model, not a curated record. Bases 123 to 9254 code for a protein of 3043 amino acids.
UCCUCGGUCGGCGACGGCGCUGCGUCACUGGCUUUCGGGCGCUUCGCUCGCUCCUGGAGACGGAGACCGCUGUGGGCCUCGGCUCUGGCCUCCCGCGCCUUGGGAGUUAGGUCGCUGGCGCGAUGAGGCGCAGCAAGGCCGACGUGGAGCGGUACAUCGCCUCGGUGCAGAGCUCUGUCCCGUCGCCCCGAGAGAAGUCAAUGAAGGGAUUCUAUUUUGCAAAGUUGUACUAUGAAGUAAAAGAAUACGAUCUUGCUAAAAAAUAUAUAUCUACAUAUAUUAAUGUGCAAGAAAGGGAUCCCAAAGCUCACAGAUUUCUUGGUCUUCUUUAUGAAGUUGAGGAAAAUAUAGACAAGGCUGUUGAAUGUUAUAAGCGUUCAGUGGAAUUAAACCCAACACAAAAAGAUCUUGUGUUGAAGAUUGCAGAAUUGCUUUGUAAAAAUGAUGUUACUGAUGGAAGAGCAAAAUAUUGGGUUGAAAGAGCAGCUAAACUUUUCCCAGGAAGUCCUGCAAUUUAUAAACUAAAGGAACAGCUUUUAGAUUGCAAAGGUGAAGAUGGAUGGAAUAAACUUUUUGAUUUGAUUCAGUCAGAACUUUAUGCAAGACCUGAUGAUGUCUAUGUAAACAUCCGACUAGUAGAGCUAUAUCGCUCAAAUAAAAGAUUGAAGGAUGCUGUGGCCCACUGCCAUGAGGCAGAGAAAAACAUAACUUUGCGUUCAAGUUUACAAUGGAAUUCAUGUGUUGUACAGACCCUUAAGGAAUAUAUGGAAUCUUCACAGUGUUUGGAGUCUGAUAAAAGUAGCUGGCAAAGUGCCAAUAAAGAUCUACUUCUGGCCUAUGCUAACCUUAUGCUUCUUACGCUCUCUACCAGAGAUGUGCAAGAAAGUAGAGAAUUAUUGGAAAGUUUUGAUAGUGCUCUUCAGUCUGUGAAAUCUUGUGUGGGUGGAAAUGAUGAACUCUCAACUACUUUCUUAGAAGUAAAAGGGCAUUUCUACAUGCAUGCUGGUUCUCUGCUUUUGAAGAUGGGUCAGCAUAGUGAUCUGCAAUGGCGAGCUCUCUCUGAACUGGCUGCAUUGUGCUAUCUUAUAGCGUUUCAGGUUCCAAGACCAAAGAUUAAAUUAAUAAAAGGAGAAGUUGGACAAAAUCUACUGGAAAUGAUGGCCUAUGAUCGUCUGAGCCAGUCAGGACACAUGCUGCUAAACUUAAGUCGUGACAAGCAAGAUUUUUUAAAAGAGGUUGUAGAAUCCUUUGCCAAUAAAAGUGGGCAGUCUGCUUUGUAUGAUGCUCUGUUUUGUAAUCAGUCACCUAAGGAUAGAUCUUUCCUUGGUAAAGAUGAUAUUGGAAACAUUGCUGUGCAAGCACCAGAGCCUGAUGAUUUGGCUAGAUAUGAUGUUGGUGCCAUUAGAGCACAUAAUGGUAGUCUUCAGCACCUUACCUGGCUUGGCUUACAGUGGAAUUCACUGCCCACCUUACCUGCAAUUCGAAAAUGGCUAAAGCAGCUGUUUCAUCAUUUGCCCCAGGAAACUUCAAGGCUUGAAACAAAUGCACCCGAAUCAAUAUGUGUUUUAGAUCUUGAAGUAUUUCUACUUGGGGUGAUAUAUACCAGCCACUUACAAAUAAAGGAGAAGUAUAAUUCUCACCAUAGCUUCUAUCAGCCUCUAUGCUUGCCACUUCCUGUGUGUAAGCAGCUUUGUACAGAAAGACAAAAAUGUUGGUGGGAUGCAGUUUGUAAUCUAAUUCACAGAAAAGCAAUACCUGGAACCUCAGCAAAAUUGCGACUUGUUGUUCAGCAUGACAUAAACACUCUAAGGGGCCAGGAAAAACAUGGCCUUCAGCCUGCCCUGCUUAUACAUUGGGCAAGAUGCCUUCAGAAAACGGGCAGUGGUCUUAAUUCUUUUUAUGAUCAACGGGAAUACAUAGGCAGAAGUGUUCAUUAUUGGAAGAAGGUUUUGCCAAUGUUGAAGACAAUCAAAAAGAAGAGCAGUAUUCCUGAACCUACAGACCCUUUGUUUAGACAUUUUCAUAGUGCAGACAUUCAGGCAUCUGAAGUUGGUGAAUACGAGGAAGAAGCAAACAUAACAUUUGCUAUAUUGGAUGUAGUUAAUGGAAAUAUAGAAGAUGCUAUCACUGCUUUUGAAUCUAUAAAAAACGUUGUUUCUUACUGGAAUCUUGCACUGAUUUUUCACAGAAGAGCAGAAGACAUCGAAAAUGAUGCCCUUUCUCCUGAAGAACAAGAAGAAUGCAAAAAUUAUCUGAGAAAGACCAGGGACUACCUAAUAAAGAUUUUAGAUGACAGUGAUUCCAAUCUUUCAGUGACCAGGAAGUUGCCUGUGCCGCUGGAGUCUGUAAAAGAGAUGCUUAACUCAGUCAUGCAGGAACUUGAUGAUUAUAGUGAAGGAGGCCUGCUUUAUAAAAAUGGUUCUUCUCGAAAUGUAGAUUCAGAAGUAAAACAUUCUACACCAUCUCCCACCAAAUAUUCUUUAUCACCAAGUAAAAGUUACAAGUAUUCUCCCAAAACACCACCUCGAUGGGCAGAAGAUCAGAAUUCUUUAUUGAAAAUGAUCUGCCAGCAAGUAGAGGCCAUUAAGAAAGAAAUGCAGGAGUUGAAACUAAAUAGCAGUAACUCAGGGUCCCCUCAUCGUUGGCCUACAGAGAAUUAUGGACCAGAUUCAGUGCCUGAUGGAUAUCAGGGAUCACAGACUUUUCAUGGGGCUCCACUAACAGUUGCAACUACUGGCCCUUCAGUAUAUUAUAGUCAGUCACCAGCAUAUAAUUCCCAGUAUCUUCUCAGACCAGCAGCUAAUGUUACUCCCACAAAGGGUCCAGUUUAUGGCAUGAAUAGGCUUCCACCUCAACAACACAUAUAUGCCUAUUCCCAACAGAUGCACACACCACCAGUCCAAAGCUCAUCUGCUUGUAUGUUCUCUCAAGAGAUGUAUGGUCCUCCAUUGCGUUUUGAGUCUCCUGCAACAGGAAUUCUAUCACCCAGGGGUGAUGAUUACUUUAAUUACAAUGUUCAACAAACAAGCACAAAUCCACCUUUGCCAGAACCAGGUUAUUUCACAAAACCCCCAGUUGCAGCUCAUGCUUCAAGAUCUGCAGAAUCUAAGGUUAUAGAAUUUGGAAAAACUAAUUUUGUUCAGCCUGUGCCAGGUGAAGGAAUAAGACCAUCUUUGACAGCACCCGCACAUACAACACAGCCAACUCCUUUUAAAUUUAACUCAAAUUUCAAGUCAAAUGAUGGUGACUUUACCUUUUCUUCACCCCAGGUUGUGACACAGCCCCCUUCUACAGCUUACAAUAAUAAUGAAAGUCUUUUAGGUCUCCUAACUUCAGAUAAACCUUUGCAAGGAGACAGCUACAGUGGACCAAAAGCUAGUCAAACCAUUGGACCUCGAAAUACGUUCAAUUUCGGAAGUAAAAAUGUGCCUGGAAUUUCAUUUACUGAAAACAUGGGUCCAAAUCAGCAAAAAAAUUCUGGUUUUCGUCGAAGUGAUGACAUGUUUACUUUCCACGGUCCAGGGAAAUCAGUAUUUGGAACACCUGUGCCAGAGCUGGCCAACAAGAGUCAUGAAACAGAUGGAGGAAGUGCCCAUGGUGAUGAUGAUGAUGAUGGCCCUCACUUUGAGCCUGUGGUACCUCUUCCUGAUAAGAUUGAAGUAAAAACUGGUGAGGAAGAUGAAGAAGAAUUCUUUUGCAACCGUGCAAAAUUAUUUCGUUUUGAUGCAGAAUCCAAAGAAUGGAAGGAACGUGGAAUUGGCAAUGUAAAAAUCCUAAGACAUAAAACAUCUGGUAAAAUUCGCCUUCUAAUGAGACGAGAGCAAGUACUGAAAAUCUGUGCAAAUCAUUACAUCAGUCCAGAUAUGAAACUGACGCCAAAUGCUGGCUCCGACAGAUCUUUUGUGUGGCAUGCUCUUGAUUAUGCAGAUGAGUUGCCCAAGCCAGAACAACUUGCUAUUAGAUUCAAAACUCCUGAGGAAGCAGCACUUUUUAAGUGCAAAUUUGAAGAGGCCCAGAGCAUUUUAAAAGCCUUAGGAGCAAAUGUAGCCUCAACCACAAAUCAGUCUCUGAGAAUUACAAAAGAACCCACAAGUCAUGAUAACAAAGAUAUUUGCAAAUCUGAUGCUGGAAACAUGAAUUUUGAAUUUCAAAUGGCAAAGAAAGAAGGGUCUUGGUGGCAUUGUAAUAGCUGCUCAUUAAAGAAUGCUGCAACUGCUAAGAAAUGUGUGUCAUGCCAGAAUCUAAACCCAAACAGGAAAGAUUUCCUUGGUCCGCCAUUAGUUGAAACUGUUUCUGCUCUUACAACUGGCCCAGAAAAUACUCCAGAUAGAUUUGCACCGAUGACUCCAAAGAAAGAAGGUCACUGGGAUUGUAGCAUUUGCUUAGUAAGAAAUGAACCUACUAUAUCUAGGUGCAUUGCAUGCCAGAAUGCAAAGUCUGCCAACAAAAGUGGAUCUUCAUUUGUUCAGCAAGCUUCCUUUAAAUUUGGCCAAGGAGAUCUUUCAAAGUCUGUUAACAGUGAUUUCAGGUCUGCUUUUUCUACGAAGGAAGGACAGUGGGAUUGCAGUGUGUGCUUUGUACAAAAUGAAGGAAGUUCUACAAAGUGUACUGCUUGUCAGAAUCCAAGAAAACAGAGUUUACCUACGUCUUCUGUUCCAGCAUCUGCUUCUUUUAAGUUUGGAACUUCAGAGACAAGUAAAACCCCGAAGAGUGGAUUUGAGGACAUGUUUGCUAAGAAGGAAGGACAGUGGGAUUGCAAUUUCUGCUUAGUACGAAAUGAAGCAAAUGCUACAGUAUGUGUUGCUUGUCAGAAUCCGGGUAAACCGAGUCAACCCACCUCUGCUGUUCCAACACCUGCCUCUUUUAAGUUUAGUACUUCAGAGACCAGCAAAGCUCCGAAGAGUGGAUUUGAAGGAAUGUUCACCAAGAAGGAAGGACAGUGGGAUUGUAGUGUUUGCUCUGUGCAAAAUGAGAGUUCUUCCUUGAAAUGUGUGGCUUGUAAUUCCUCUAAACCAACUCAUAAACAUAUUGCAGAAGCUCCUUCAGCCUUCACACUGGGCUCAAAGACUAAGUUAAAUGAUUCUUCUGGAAGUCAGGUUGGAACAGGAUUUAAAAGUAAUUUUUCAGAAAAAACUUUUAAAUUUGGUACUACAGAACAAGGAUUUAAAUUUGGGCAUGUAGAUCAAGAAAGUACACCUUCAUUUACAUUUCAGGGUUCUUCUAAUACAGAUCCUAAGUCAACAAAAGAAGGAUUUAGUUUUUCUGUCCCUGUGUCUGCUGAUGGGUUUAAAUUUGGCAUUCAGGAGCCUGGAAAUCAAGAGAAGAAGAAUGAAAAGCCCCUUGAAAAUGACACUGGUGUUCAGGCUCAGGAUAUCAGUAAUCAGAAGAAUGGUAAUGGUGUGAUUUUUGGUCAAACUGGUAGCACAUUUACCUUUGCAGAUCUUGCAAAAUCAACUUCAGGAGAAGGAUUUCAGUUUGGCAAAAAAGAUCCUAACUUCAAGGGAUUUUCAGGUGCGGGAGAAAAAUUAUUCUCAUCACAAAGCAGUAAAAUGGCUGAUAAAGCUGACACUUCUGCUGACCUUGAGAAAGAUGAUGAUGCCUAUAGAACCGAGGACAGUGAUGACAUCCAUUUUGAACCAGUGGUUCAGAUGCCUGAAAAAGUGGAACUUGUAACAGGAGAAGAAGAUGAAAAAGUUCUUUAUUCACAGCGGGUAAAAUUAUUUAGAUUUGAUGCUGAGAUAAGUCAGUGGAAAGAAAGGGGUCUGGGGAACCUAAAAAUUCUCAAGAAUGAAGUCAAUGGCAAGCUGCGAAUGCUAAUGCGAAGAGAGCAGGUACUGAAAGUAUGUGCCAACCAUUGGAUAACAACUACAAUGAACCUGAAGCCUCUCUCUGGGUCUGAUAGAGCAUGGAUGUGGUUAGCGAGUGAUUUUUCUGAUGGUGAUGCCAAACUAGAGCAGCUGGCAGCAAAAUUUAAAACACCAGAGCUGGCUGAAGAAUUCAAGCAGAAAUUUGAGGAAUGCCAGCGACUUCUAUUAGAUAUACCACUUCAAACUCCUCAUAAACUUGUAGACACUGGCAGAGCUGCCAAGUUAAUCCAGAGAGCGGAAGAAAUGAAGAGUGGAUUAAAAGAUUUCAAAACUUUUUUGACAAAUGAUCAAACAAAAGUCACUGAUGGAGAGAAUGAGAGCUCUGAUGGUGGUGCUGCCAGUGCCUCUGAUACAACUAACAAGCCAAACCCCGAAAACACGGGGCCCACACUGGAGUGGGACAACUAUGAUUUAAGGGAAGAUGCUUUGGAUGAUAGUGUGAGUAGUAGUUCAGUACAUGCUUCUCCAUUGGCAAGUAGCCCUGUGAGGAAAAAUCUCUUCCGCUUUGGUGAGUCAACAACAGGAUUUAACUUCAGUUUUAAAUCUGCUUUGAGUCCAUCUAAAUCUCCUGCCAAGUUGAAUCAGAGUGGAACCUCAGUUGGCACUGAUGAAGAAUCUGAUGUUACUCAAGAAGAAGAGAGAGAUGGACAGUACUUUGAACCUGUCGUACCUUUACCUGAUCUAGUGGAAGUGUCCAGUGGUGAGGAAAAUGAACAAGUUGUUUUUAGUCACAGAGCAAAACUCUAUAGGUAUGAUAAAGAUGUUGGUCAGUGGAAAGAAAGAGGCAUUGGUGAUAUAAAGAUUUUACAGAAUUAUGAUAAUAAGCAAGUUCGCAUAGUGAUGAGAAGGGACCAGGUAUUAAAACUUUGUGCCAAUCACAGAAUAACUCCAGACAUGACUUUGCAAAAUAUGAAAGGGACAGAACGAGUGUGGGUGUGGACUGCCUGUGAUUUUGCAGAUGGAGAAAGGAAAGUAGAACAUUUAGCUGUCCGUUUUAAACUACAGGAUGUUGCAGAUUCGUUUAAGAAAAUAUUUGAUGAAGCAAAAAUAGCCCAAGAAAAAGAUUCUUUGAUAACCCCUCAUGUUUCUCGUUCAGCCACUCCCAGAGAGUCACCAUGUGGCAAAAUUGCUGUAGCUGUAUUAGAAGAGACCACAAGAGAGAGGACAGAUUUAAUUCAGGGUGAUGACACAGCAGAUGCAACUUCAGAAGUUGGAGAAGCAUCUAGCACAUCUGAAACAACAACAAAAGCAGUAGUUUCUCCUCCAAAGUUUGUAUUUGGUUCGGAGUCUGUUAAAAGUAUUUUUAGUAGCGAAAAAUCAAAACCAUUUGCAUUUGGCAACAGUUCAGCCACUGGGUCUUUGUUUGGGUUUAGUUUUAAUGCACCUUUGAAAAAUAACAGUAGUGAUGCCAGUUCAGUAGUCCAGAGUGAAUCUGAAAGAAAAGUGGAACCUAAUUGCGAAGAGACGAAGAAUUCAGAUAGCAAACAGUCUUCAGAUGGCAAAGUCAAAAAUCUUUUUGCUGCUUUUCCAAAAGAAGAGUCCUCAACUAAUUACACAUUUAAAACACCAGAAAAAGCAAAAGAGAAGGAAAAGCCUGAAGAUUCUCCCUCAGAGGAUGAUGUUCUCAUUGUGUAUGAGUUAACCCCGACCCCUGAACAAAAAGCUCUUGCAAGCAAACUUAAACUUCCUCCAACUUUCUUCUGCUAUAAGAAUAAACCAGAUUAUAUUAGUGAAGAAGAAGAGGAUGAUGAAGAUUUUGAAACAGCUGUCAAGAAACUUAAUGGAAAAUUAUAUCUGGAUGACUCAGAAAAAUGUAGACCAUUAGAAGAAAAGCUAGCAGAUAAUGAAAAAGAAUGUGUUAUUAUUUGGGAAAAGAAACCAACAGUUGAAGAGAAGGCAAAAGCAGAUACAUUAAAGCUUCCACCUACAUUUUUUUGUGGAGUCUGCAGUGAUACUGAUGAGGACAAUGGAAAUGGGGAAGACUUUCAAUCAGAGUUACAAAAAGUUCAGGACUCUCAAAAAUCCCAAAAUGAGGAAAUAAGUAGCCUGGCAGACAGUGUGUAUAUUGGUGGGACUAAAGUGACUGUACCAUUUUUAUGUAAAUCUGAAGAACCUGAUUUUAUUACCGAAUCUAUUAGUUCACCACCAAUUUCUUCUGGAACUGUGGACAAACCUGUAGAUUUGUCUACUAGAAAGGAAAACGAUGCAGAUUCUACAAGCCAAGUGGAAAGCAAAACAGUUUCAUUUGGAUUUGGAAGUACCACAGGGCUGUCAUUUGCAGACUUGGCUUCCAGUAAUUCUGGGGAUUUUGCUUUUGGUUCUAAAGAUAAAAAUUUCCAGUGGGCAAAUACUGGAGCAGCUGUGUUCGGAACACAGUCAACCAGUAAAGUUGGUGAAGAUGAAGAUGGUAGUGAUGAAGAAGUAGUUCACAAUGAAGAUAUCCAUUUUGAACCAAUAGUGUCAUUACCAGAGGUAGAAGUAAAAUCUGGAGAAGAAGAUGAAGAAAUUUUAUUUAAAGAGAGAGCCAAACUUUAUAGAUGGGAUCGAGAUGUUAGUCAGUGGAAGGAGCGAGGUGUUGGAGAUAUAAAGAUACUGUGGCAUACAAUGAAGAAUUACUAUCGGAUCCUAAUGAGAAGAGACCAGGUUUUUAAAGUGUGUGCAAACCAUGUUAUCACCAAAACAAUGGAAUUAAAACCCUUGAAUGUUUCAAACAAUGCUUUAGUUUGGACUGCCUCAGAUUAUGCUGAUGGAGAAGCCAAAGUGGAGCAGCUUGCAGUGAGAUUUAAAACUAAAGAAAUGGCUGAGUCUUUUAAGAAAAAAUUUGAAGAAUGUCAACAGAAUUUAUUGAAACUCCAGAAAGGACAAGUAUCACUGACAGCAGAGUUAUCGAAGGAGACAAAUCCUGUGGUGUUUUUUGAUGUUUGUGCAGAUGAUGAACCCCUUGGACGUAUAACCAUGGAGUUAUUUUCAAACAUUGUUCCUCAUACUGCCGAGAACUUCAGAGCACUCUGCACUGGAGAGAAAGGCUUUGGCUUCAAAAACUCCAUUUUUCACAGAGUAAUUCCAGAUUUUGUUUGCCAAGGGGGAGAUAUCACCAAACAUGAUGGUACAGGAGGACGGUCCAUCUAUGGAGAUAAAUUUGAAGAUGAAAAUUUUGAUGUCAAACAUACUGGGCCUGGCUUACUAUCAAUGGCCAAUCGAGGCCAGAACACCAAUAAUUCUCAAUUUUAUAUAACACUGAAAAAAGCAGAACAUUUGGACUUCAAGCAUGUAGUAUUUGGGUUUGUUAAGGAUGGCAUGGAUACUGUGAAAAAGAUCGAAUCAUUUGGCUCUCCUAAAGGGUCUGUUAGUCGAAGAAUUAGUAUCACAGAAUGUGGACAGAUAUAAAAUCAUUGUUUUUCAUAGUAAGUUUUACCUGUAUAAACAGUUGAAUUGAAGCUUAGCUGUUAUGACAAUAUGGUAAUUAUGUUCAGCUUUUGAAAAUGGACGUUUCCAAUGUACAAAUGUAAAAUUGCAGCUUAUAGCUGUUGUCACUUUUUAAUGUGUUAUAAUUGACCUUGCAUGGUGUGAAAUAAAAGUUUAAACACUGGUGUAAAUCAGGUGUACUUGUGUUUAUGUACUCCUGACAUAUCUGUAUUAAAAUGGAAUAAUAUUAAUCUUGUUAAAAGCAAUAGACCUUCUCAAACUAUUGAAGGAUUAUGAUAUAUGCAAUUUAAUUUUACCUUUUAAGAUAUUGGACUUCCUGCAUGGAUAAACUUACCAUUCGAAUAAGGGACCACAACUUGGAUAAUUUUUAUUUUAGAUUUGAAAUAUAUUUGGUAAUUUUAACUGUUGGUGUGCUCAUUUAUGCAUUGAGGCUCACUUUUGACUGGGUAAAGCCACAGAGGGUAGAGACUUAACCAAAGUGCUCUUCUAUAAUCCUUGCACCUCCUGUAUAGUUAAAUUAACUUUUAAGUAGAGUACCUUCUUUUCUUAAAAUGAUAUGUAGUUUCCUGUGCCCUUUCAAAGGUAUUAAAUUAAUUUUUACAUUUUAAA